AUGGCUGACGUUUCCAUAGUGUAUACCGAAUUUUCGAUUAGUCACACUCUGCCCUCGGAUACUCGGGAAGCUCUCCCCUUUCUUGUCGAGCAAUAUCAUGAAUGCUGUGCCCAUCAUGCACAAUGUAGUACCCCGGAGUCGGCAGAAUUGGAUCAAUACCCAUCGAGGCUCCUUGAUAUUGGCCACGAGGGUAGCAAAAUCAUACUUCGCAACACGAAGAUGUUCAGUAACCAACAAUAUGUUUGUCUCUCACAUUGCUGGGGCGAGUCGAAGCCAUACGCAUUGAAUUCGACAACGCAACAGGAUUUGGAAGGGGGGGUUGAUGCAGAAAAUCUGCCAAAGACAUUUCAGGAUGCUAUUCAUGUGACUCGUCGUCUUGGUAUCCGUUACUUGUGGAUUGACUCGCUUUGUAUUAUUCAGGACAGCGAGCCUGACUGGGAAGCUGAAUCGAGUCGUAUGGGACAGGUCUAUGCACGCGCAGCAUGUACGAUUGCAGCAACUGCUUCUAGUGGGAGUGAUGGAGGUCUGUUUUUUGAGAGGCACCCACAGCAGUCAUUGCCACGCCUUCUGGACAUUCAUUUUGACCCUGAUGC
Molecule: messenger RNA, 593 nt
Organism: Bipolaris sorokiniana ND90Pr
Lineage: Eukaryota; Fungi; Ascomycota; Dothideomycetes; Pleosporales; Pleosporaceae
Exons: 2
Source: RefSeq, a predicted model, not a curated record